UCAUAGACAAGAGAUUUAAUGUAUGUGCUCUCUCCCCUUGCUCCUUUUCUUCCAGCUGUGCUGUGUCUCUUUCUGUGGCUGCAUGAACUGGAAGGGAGAGAAUAGCAAAGAGCUUGAGGAUUGACAGGGGAGAUAUUUUUAGGCAGAGUGGAAGUCUGAAUGCUGGAAAGACACUGAAAAAGCCCUGUGUAUACUUAACUUGGUCUAGCACGAACUGCUGCCUCUUUGUCACGAAGAUCUGCCUCUGCUGAUGAAAGCUGUGACUCGAUUAUUUUUCCAUUCAUGGGGUUGGGCUUCAACAUUGUUGGUGGGACAGAUCAGCAGUAUGUUGCCAAUGACAGCAGCAUCUAUGUCAGCUGGAUCAAAAAGGAUGGGGCAGCUUACCUUGAUGGCCGAUUACAAGAAGGAGAUAAAAUUUUAGCGAUCAAUGGCAAAGACUUGAAGGAUUUGCGGCACAAGGAUGCUGUGGAACUGUUCAGGAAUGCGGGCUAUCACGUGUCUCUGAAAAUCCAGCGCAGGUUGCAGCCACAGAAUGGCCCUGUGAGUCAUCGAGGAGAUGGAGACUCAGGAGGGCUUCCUCUGGCAGCCAUUCUUGUGCCAGGCCUGGCGCUUGCUGUGACAGCAGUCUGGAUCUUGCUGCGGUACCGACAGCGGAUGUGAAGAGUUCACGUCUGGGAAAUCACUGCGUGUUUUACACAGCUAUGAUGUAAUUUAAACACAGAGAAUCAACAAUCUUGUCACAGACUGAUGCCAAAAAGGAUCAUUGCCUAUCAUCAAAGUUGCUGCUGAUGUUUGUAUACAUUGAUUUUCUCGCAGGGUGGAUAGAAACAGAGAGAAGAAAGGGAAGGGAGAGGACUGUGUUUAUGUAAAGAGUGGGAUAGCUGUAUUUUUUGACAAAUCUGAGGAAGUUUUGCCAUCCUCCUCUGUUUUGCACCAUGAACUUUCAAACACACUCAUCUAUUCCACCUUUUAAGAAUUAACUUUUGGUUAAAGGGAGUGGGAGUUGGGAUGGUUUUAAAUCAAAAACAUUUUCUAGAUGCUUUGCCUUGUUUCCAGAGAAUUUUUUCUUGAAUCUAAUGAAUUCUGUUCAAACCAUGAAUAAAAACAAGCAAUGCAAAGGGUAUAUUAUUUUUCCCAUUGAAGUUUUGUUGGUUGUUGCUAAAUAAAUGCCUUAAAUAUGUAAACUCUGAUCCGUGGUUUUGCCGGUAAAAUCUUCAGUGUAGCUGCUGAUUUAACAGCAGUAUGCAGUAUUGGUGAGUUAUUUUGCCUGUUGUGGAAAGAUAGAAGGUAGCCUGCUGCUAGAAGAAGAUUUUGAUUGUCAAAAUGUUUUGCUCAUUUUUGGGUCAGGGUUGUAAGAGAAAGCUUUCCACAAAAUGCUAGCAUACUGGAGAGAGACAAGCAGACAGCUGAAUCGCAAGGAUAAGUGGUACAAGAGAUUCGGGCAUGCUGAAGCUGCAGAAGAGUCUUUAAAUUAGUAGUGAAGCAGUAGUUCCUCCAUUCAUCGAGUGGGUUGAAGCCUGCAUCUCUCAGGUUAGAGGUUUUGGGGGUUAUUUUUUGCACUUCAGCUAAAGUUUUCCAUAGCAGCUCACUUGUUUUCUGCAGUCAGGAGAAUCUUAUGAUUAUUGAAAGGGAGAAGCUGACAGCAGGCUGGGAUUGUCCAGGUUUUUGCUUAUUUGUGAAGAGUUAUGUGAUGUUCAGGAGACAGGCUAUCAGCUUUAAGCCAGGGUAAAGCUUAGCAGGUAAAACCAGAGGGAAGAGACCCUCCUUGGGAAAGUAUUUGGCUGAAUUUACCUGCAGGGUCUCAUCUCCUCACUGUGAUUUGAAUAGUUUUAAAUGCCCCAGCUGAUAGGAGCUCUCUGGGUAAGACCUGUUUCUCUUGUCUCCAAUAAAUCAAUGUGUUUUGUUGUUUUUGUAAAAGAAAAGCAAAAUGCAUGGUCUGGUCUGUAUGAUGCCAAAAAAGAAAUCACAUAUGCAAUAUAUGUUUUCAAAGAAAAA
This is a messenger RNA of Sturnus vulgaris (Common starling), 1995 nucleotides long. RefSeq names its product synaptojanin 2 binding protein (gene SYNJ2BP). Gene Ontology annotation, biological process: receptor localization to synapse; establishment or maintenance of epithelial cell apical/basal polarity; receptor clustering. NCBI's taxonomy places the organism in Eukaryota, Metazoa, Chordata, Aves, Passeriformes, Sturnidae. Gene Ontology annotation, molecular function: protein kinase binding. Gene Ontology annotation, cellular component: cell junction; basolateral plasma membrane. The record is from RefSeq and is a predicted model, not a curated record.